AUGUUUAUUGUCAUUGGACUUUUUAUCAUAUUCGCCCUUUGCGCAUAUAAACCUUUCUUCCAUCCAUUGUUUUUCUCCUCUCUAUCAAGCAUUCCAAAUGCAAAUUGGCUUUCGGCAAUAACACCUAUCUGGAUGCAAUGGAAGAGAUUUCAAGGCGAAGAAGUAUCGACCUUCCAGAAUGCCUUCAUGACAAAGGGGCCUAUUGUCAGAGUUUCACCGAAUGAGAUUGCCGUGAAUGACAUAGAUGCCGUCCGUGUAGUCCAUGGCUAUGCACAAAACAACUGUACAAAGACGAGCUCGUACUCCGUCUUCAUGCACAACGGGUAUGCUUUUGGCUGUGUUCUAAUAGUCCGUCCUUUGACUUUCCCAAUUUUCUAUACUCAUACAACAUCAGCGCUCGCAACUGCUUUUCCUCUCUUGGCACUGAUCAUUCCAUGCGUCGGCAUCGAAUCAGCUCGGUUUACACCAAGCCCUAUGUUCAAUCAUCCCCUCAUGUCCGCACUUUGCUUUCUCACCUGUUACAGAAACGUCUUUUGCCCACGCUUGGAAAACAUGCGCGAGAAGGCACCGCAUUGGACGUUCUUCCGGUAA
Penicillium cosmopolitanum is the source of this 591-nucleotide messenger RNA. Its product is annotated as Cytochrome P450. Bases 1 to 591 code for a protein of 196 amino acids. The record is from RefSeq and is a predicted model, not a curated record. NCBI's taxonomy places the organism in Eukaryota, Fungi, Ascomycota, Eurotiomycetes, Eurotiales, Aspergillaceae. The transcript has a single exon.